Messenger RNA from [Torrubiella] hemipterigena, 1309 nucleotides. The record is from the annotation of a GenBank genome assembly. Lineage: Eukaryota; Fungi; Ascomycota; Sordariomycetes; Hypocreales; Clavicipitaceae.
CAGCAUCACCACGGCUUCACCUUUCAUCGUCAUAGGUUUCAACACGUUUCUCACUCCCAGCUUGCUUCUAAAGAAUCUCUUUGGUCAAAAUACAAUGGAGUAGAGCAAUUACUAUAGCCGAUUAAAAGGCGCGGCUAAUAAAAUGCCAAAGAUUGUGCUUAUCGUCGGCGCUCCAAAUGCAUCUACUUUCACGCACGACUCUUUGAUCAAUACAACCUUUCAUCCCGAGUUUACAAGUCUGUUGCAUCUUGAGGGAGACCAUGAUAACAAUACAGCGAGUAAAAGCGCCGGUAUACCGCAUGCUCUCUGGAGAUCUCUGCCUCUUCACCACCAGCCACUGCAUACUGGACUCUCGCCGAUACAUCACGAUAUACACACCCUGACACAGACAAACGAAUUUCUUACAACUACCAAUCUAUCCUUUACUGAAGAGUCUGAAAACCCCGAUAGCCAGAUUGAAACGCAAGAAGAGCUCCUGACGCAGUUUUGUGAACAAUCUCUUGCCAUUCACAAUUCGAUAUCCUCAUCUCAUCUCAACGCAGAGCCUAGCUUCCCUGACAGCCUUUCCACAGCCGCGACGCCACACUCGUCUUUCUAUGGUACAAUUCCACCACCGAUUCCAAAUGUUCCCGCGAAUCUCUCCGACUUGGAAGAUAUUCCUGCGGCCCAGGACAUUCUUGGCUACCACCCUCAAACCAUUACUGUGAACCUCAUUGCUGGCGUACUUUCAAUCGCCCAGCCUCGUUCUGUCAAGACACGAUGGGGAAAUGAGCUAUCUCUCAUUGAAGUCUUGUUAGGCGAUGAGACCAAGUCUGCAUUCUCUGUCACUUUUUGGGUACCAACAGGUACUGCCUCGCAAAGCCAGGUAGGACAGCUCCGCCGGCAAGACGUCAUUCUGUUGCAGAAUGUUGGACUUCACGUAUUCCGCAAGCGAGUCUACGGGCAAACUCUGCGGCGAGAUAUGACAAAGGUCGAUCUACUAUGGCGGCGAGAUGGAAAUAGCUACUAUACGACAAAAAGUUUGAAAGCGGCCGCUCUCGCACACGGACCGAAUGAACCCCAGAUACAAAAGACAAAGAAUGUCGUUGACUGGAUGCUGCGAUUUAUUGGACCAGAUCCCGUAGCAGUGAAGCGCCUUUCGCAGCGUGUAUGGGAUAUGCCACCACCAGACACGCAAUAAGUCACACCCAGUACUGUCGAGCAGUGGAUUUAGAUUGGAAUUAUGCAAGCCGGGGAAAGAAUGUAUUAAAUACUGUAUUAGCCUAUAUCCUAACUGAAUGACACUUUUUAUACAUGGGUAUCAAACAAG